Messenger RNA from Syngnathoides biaculeatus (alligator pipefish), 501 nucleotides. RefSeq names its product ubiquitin like 5 (gene ubl5). Gene Ontology annotation, cellular component: nucleus; cytoplasm. Gene Ontology annotation, biological process: protein modification process; mRNA splicing, via spliceosome. Gene Ontology annotation, molecular function: protein tag activity; protein binding. The coding region runs from base 146 to 367 and encodes 73 amino acids. The record is from RefSeq and is a predicted model, not a curated record. Lineage: Eukaryota; Metazoa; Chordata; Actinopteri; Syngnathiformes; Syngnathidae. The transcript is spliced from 5 exons.
GGCCGAUAAGGGCUGUCGAUCACAAUGUCAUCGGUUUGAUUGGCUUAGAGCUAAAGCAGUUGGACGAGAACCUUGUUGUUUCAUUAGCGUGUUCAUCUUUAUUUAUUUUGCGACUCCACUGCUAAUUUCGAGGUAGGACGACAAGAUGAUCGAGGUGGUUUGCAACGAUCGUCUGGGGAAGAAAGUCCGGGUAAAGUGCAACUCCGAGGACACCAUCGGAGACCUGAAGAAGCUCAUUGCGGCCCAGACGGGGACGCGGUAUGAUAAAAUCAUCUUGAAGAAAUGGUACACCAUAUUCAAGGACCACGUGUCACUGGGAGACUACGAGAUCCACGAUGGCAUGAACCUGGAGUUGUACUACCAGUGAAAGAAAGGAAGGCUCAAUCUCUUAGGAGAUGAUGACGACAGUAGAAUUUUUUUCUUUUGACAAACAAAUUGAUCUUGUGAGCAACUUUUUUUUUUAAAUAUAUUUUGAAAAAUAAAGUGGAUAUCUAAUGUGAA